AUGCGCGCAAUUGUGAAACAUAAACUGAGAUCCAAGCUCAAGCCCGCCACUAAAGCUGCUGAUGCGACUCAACAACCUCCUCAAAUUGCAGAGGCGGGGCCCAGCAGUACCACCACAAACAAGAGAAAGAUCUGGCCUGCUGAAGAUUCGAACCAGCCACCAGAAGAUGUUGAAGCAGGUCCCAGAAACCGUCCUGCGAAGCGGACAAAGACCCACUCAGAUCGAGAGAUGCACCCGCCACCCGUGAUUGUCGAGGCCAAACCUCCCAACUCGCCAAGCCCGAUGAAGACUCGCUCAGGUCGAAUAGUGGGCGCGCCCGCAGAGAAACCCGCGCACAUACAAUCUGCGACUGCGCGUCGUGGCCGUGGUCGACCUCGGAAGGAGAAAGCCGCUCAAGCACGAGACACUAAUGACGUCUCCACUGCGACGACUGGCCCCAGGGCCCCAACCUCGAAGGCCGUGCUUCCGCCAUCCACACCUCCCAAGGCCGCCUCGUCGACGUCUGUGGCCCUGCCCGAGCCCAAUACCGCGACAGAAGACGUCCGACAUAUAGCACCUCGGUUCAGGAGGCCAAGGCCCAGGGGGGGUGCGCCGUCAGCGGCACCACGUCACGCGCCGGAAGUCGCACCACAAGUCACAAUGCAACCACCAACACAAGUCGCAGUGCAACCACCAACACAAGCUGCACCACAGCCUGCACCACAAGCUGGCCCCCACAUAGCACCCAUGCUCGGGAGGCCGAUUGUCAGGGCCUUGCCACCGCCUAGGAACAUUGGUGGCCACACUCCUACCCCUCUGCCAGUUGCUGGUUCCUCUCGAUUGCGAAGGACCGAAUCAUUUACUAUGUUGGAUGUCGGUCCUGCCCCCAUUUCGCAGCCCCAAGCAGUGGCCCCUUCCCAUUCCACGGUCGUCAACGCCUCUAAGGCGCGGCCACCGCAGAUGCAUGCAAAUUCUAACGCGUUGACUCAGGGCAUGGCUAUUCUUCCGCAAGUUAGCCCACCCUCUCCACCGCAGAAGCCAAUGAGGCAUCUCGCGGUUGAUGCUUCGGAUACCUCGAAUCCCUCAGUGCAGAUCUAUAAUGCUCUGAUGAGGGCGGAUAAGAAAAAAGAGGAUCGCGUGCAGCAGGAGACCAAGACGAGCGUGGGCCCUGUGCCCCCUUCACAACAGGACGGUCGUACCGUCCAACCACCGGCCCUUCCGGUCCCUAGUCCGUUAGCAUCUUACAAAGGGAAGGGACGCGCAGACGAUGUAGGUAUCAGAGCUCGCGGUGCGUCGCUCCCUCCCGCCGACCGUGCAGUUGAAGAAGAUGAUGGGAAGGGGGAGAAGCGUCGUCGAGAAUCAGAAGAAGACGAGGCAGAUGCUGGUGCGCAACGUGGAGCUCCUAGACCUCGUACAGAGCUGUUCCAAGGCGUCACUCGGACUGGUCCAUUCAAGCUGGUUCUGACGGUGAAAAGGCCGGCACAAUCUGAGAGGGUGGAUGUCUGCGGCUAG
Messenger RNA from Sparassis crispa, 1491 nucleotides. RefSeq lists its product as hypothetical. The transcript has 3 exons. The coding region runs from base 1 to 1491 and encodes 496 amino acids. The record is from RefSeq and is a predicted model, not a curated record. Gene Ontology annotation, biological process: regulation of DNA-templated transcription. NCBI's taxonomy places the organism in Eukaryota, Fungi, Basidiomycota, Agaricomycetes, Polyporales, Sparassidaceae.